Penaeus indicus is the source of this 1328-nucleotide messenger RNA. RefSeq names its product GILT-like protein 1. Gene Ontology annotation, molecular function: oxidoreductase activity, acting on a sulfur group of donors, disulfide as acceptor. The transcript has 7 exons. The coding region runs from base 1 to 753 and encodes 250 amino acids. NCBI's taxonomy places the organism in Eukaryota, Metazoa, Arthropoda, Malacostraca, Decapoda, Penaeidae. The record is from RefSeq and is a predicted model, not a curated record.
AUGAAGAUCUUUAGAGCUAAGAACGAAUCUCUAGUAGAACAGAAUCUUGAUUGCUGUAUUAUAGGCAUUCCAUCACAGAUCUUGGUAAAGCCUUAUGUGGAUUUCAACAAAACACAACACUACGAAUACAAAGAAAAUCAUACUUCUGCAAGGUUACCACUCCUGCUUGGAUGUAGGGCAAAGGAGCAGGGGACCGUUGCGGACCGCGUGAAGGUGAGCGUGUAUUUCGAGUCCCUGUGUUCUGACUCGAUGAGAUUCUUCAAGAACCAGCUCUAUCCUGUGUGGAAGGACCUCCAGGACAUCAUCGACCUUGAGUUCAUCCCCUUCGGCAAGGCCAGGGCAAUUCCGACAGAAACGGGCGACUAUGAAUUCGAGUGCCAGCACGGACCCGACGAGUGCUUCGGGAACCGCGUUAUGUCCUGCGCCCAGAACUCCCUCCCUAUUGGCACCCAGGUCGAAUUCUUUCAGUGUAUGAUGACCAAGCGGUACCCGGCGUUCUUUGGGAAGCAGUGCAGCGAGAAAGUGGGCAUCGCUUGGACGCCCCUCCAGGAGUGCGUAGAGAGCGUGAAAAGCGCCGCUAUGCUCUACCAGAACGGCGUCCGCACUGCCUCGCUCAAGCCGCAGGUAUACUUCAUUCCGACCAUCACGAUCAACGGGAGGUAUGACAGCCGCCGGCUGCGCAUUUCCCUCAUGGCUUUGAGGAGUCAGAUUUGCGCCAGUUAUGACGGGCCGCCACACCAGAAUUGUUUGUAGAGGACUAACCUUGUCCUCCAGGUCCCGCAAGGAUCGUCACCUCGUUUUCUUGGGAUAAUGUGCAGUGUAAGUGUGAUUCUUAAAGGAGAACAGAGAAAAAGAAAACAUUUAAGCUCGUGGCAACUUGUGUGUGAAAUAUUUGCGAUUAAUGUAUAUCACUCUCCAGCUGAUACGGAAAUAGACGAUACAAUUUUUAUUACUUUCCAUCUUUAUAUGGUAAUUACCUUGUCAUUUAAAUAUUUUGAAAUCUCACCACUAACUUAGGAUUUUUAUAAUUACUUUGAUAUAAUUACUUUUCUGUCCCUCAUAAGAAUGCGAUGAAUUUGUAAAGAGGAUGUUAUUCCCUAAUAUGGGAAGUUGUCUUGUACGCUUACUAUCAUAUUUUAUUUAACUAGUGUAUCUUGAUUUUUGUUUACUUUCUUUUAUUUCGUAUUUGUUACCUCUUAAUUGUUGCUGCAAUUAUGUAUAAGGGCAUUUGAUAUUACAUUGUCUAGCUGUCUAUUCUAAAAUCGUAGACGGAUAUUACCAUGGUGUUUUUUAUACAAAAAAGUAAAAGAGCCAACUCAAACUUCUUA